AGCUAGGGACAGAAGAACUUCCCGAUGGAAUCAUAAAACACCGCUCAUUGUACGGUCGUAUGGAUAGUCAUUGGUCAUCUACUUGUCCGUAUAUGCAACAAGUCCAUAACUGGUAUCGUACAACUAAGCAUCAACUCAAGAAGAAUGUGAGCAGACAGAUGACACCUGACAUUGGGAGGGCGCAAGAAGUCCCCGUUACGCAAACACACUGUACCAUGAAUGAAGGUUACGGUGCAAGGUAUUUUUGGCGAGAUGUUCGCUCGGAAAAGUAG
Messenger RNA from Acaulospora morrowiae, 272 nucleotides. The record is from the annotation of a GenBank genome assembly. NCBI's taxonomy places the organism in Eukaryota, Fungi, Glomeromycota, Glomeromycetes, Diversisporales, Acaulosporaceae.